CUUUCGCGUGCCUUCUAUCAGAGCAGAAACUGACGGUUGUUUAAACCAAUCAAUCCCAGAAACUUUCCUGGGUCUUGUCCAAUCGGAAAAUAGAAGGGCAGUUGUAGUCUUUUUAUUUGAAAAGGGGCUGUCCAAUGAGGCGGAGUUUGAGAGGGUUAGUCUCGAGUGAUUGAUAACUCCGUCGACCAAUACGGAUUACCAUCUCGCCUCAGAAAAACCUUCAUAACUACAGCUCCAGCCAGUUAUGUACAUAAUAGCGUCAUAAUUCAUGAUUCUAUUUUUUUUAAUAAAAUAAUUUGGUUCUGAAACUGGAGGUCUGAAAACCGAAGACUGGCACUCCUCAGAGUCUCACGAUGGACAACUCGCAGCCGGUGGCGGAACAAAAGUCCCGUAUUCGGGGAGGUGUCACCCCUGAGCAAGCCAGGCCGCUGCUCAUUGGCCCCACUCUCCUCAUGACAGACGUCCUCCGAGCCCAAUGGCCUCCUCACAGGAGGCGGGUCUCAUAUAGGGGGCCUAUUGGCGUCUGCGUCGGCUCAACCAAUAGAGUCAAGGCAGGGGGCGUGGCGGGAGGUUUGAAACUCGGCGUCGGGAGUUGAGGCUCGAGCUUCUGUGCAUCCCAAAGAGGAAUUGGGGCCCGGCGUCCCCUCCUCGCCCCGGGCCGGGCCCCGCCCCACCUUCUUUCUCCUGGUUGAGAUGGGCUCAGCCAAGAGCUCCCCGGUCACUCCGGCGCGGCCUCCGCCGCACAACAAGCUUCUGGCUCGAGUGGCGGACCCCCGUUCACCUAGUGCCGGCAUCUUGCGCACUCCCAUCCAGGUGGAGAGCUCUCCACAGCCAACCCUACCAGCAGGGGAGCAGUUGGAGUGUCCUAAUGAGGCCCAAGACUCAGAUCCCCGCUCUCCUACCCUUGGCAUUGCACGGACACCUAUGAAGACCAGCAGCGGAGAGCCCCCAAGCCCACUGGCGAAACAGCUGAAUGAAGUCUUUGAGAAAGAAGCCUCCAAAUUGAAUCUUCCUCCAGAGCCUGUUCUGCCCCUAGAGGCAACUUCACCUUCCGAAUUGAACUUGCCUCUGGGCACCCAGUUUUCCCUUGAGGACCGGAUGCCACUCUGGAGCCAGACUGAGCUCCCCUCCAAGCAGGUGUCCUCCAAGGAGGAAGCAGGACAGCCCUCACAACCCCCCACGGCCAGCCAGGGCUCAGACAAGCCCUUAAGAGACCCUGAGACUCCCCGAUCUUCAGGUUCUAAGCACAAUAGACGGAAAGGAAAUGGCAAGGUACUAGGGAGAUCUCCCCUCACCAUCCUACAGGAUGACAACUCCCCUGGAACUCUGACACCACGACAGGGUAAGCGGCCUCCUCCCCUGAGUGAAAAUGCUAGGGCACUAAAGGAAGGGGCCAUUCUGGGAACUGGACGACUUCUGGAAACCGGAGGCCGAGUGUGGGAGCAGGGCCAGGACCAGGACAAGGAAAAUCAGCACUUUCCAAACUUGGUGGAGAACUAGGCCGUGCAUGGCCCCAGCACCGGGUUCACCAGGGGCCUGGUGAUGUUGUGUCCUCACAGCCCCUUCUUUCCCUGGGAGACUGGAAAGGCUCGUUGUCUUCCACUCCCCCUAAACUACCAACUCGGGGGACCGAGCACUUUCUUAGGCUUUAUUUGUGUCCUGUGUGUUUCUUGUAUAUUAAAGAAAGUGAUUUUAAAUUA
Messenger RNA from Neofelis nebulosa (Clouded leopard), 1700 nucleotides. It is a transcript of the gene CDCA3, whose product is annotated as cell division cycle associated 3. The record is from RefSeq and is a predicted model, not a curated record. NCBI's taxonomy places the organism in Eukaryota, Metazoa, Chordata, Mammalia, Carnivora, Felidae. The coding region runs from base 694 to 1500 and encodes 268 amino acids. The transcript is spliced from 6 exons.